CCGAAUUCAGUAGGUCGCUCGCCACAGCUGGGGGUCAGGUCAUUAGCAUUCUUGAUUCUCAAUAAAGUUACCAAACGAGCGGUCAGGCAGUCGACUUUUAGUUACAAGUUGAAAAUGACCCAAAGCGGUUUGCUGACGGCGCUAUUUUUAUUGCUCUUUAAUGGCCAUAACAUUUUGGCCAAAUCGCUGCAGGAACGUAUUGUGGGUGGAGUGGAACUGCCCAUCAGUGUGUCACCCUGGCUGGCAUCGGUUAGUGUUCAUGGGAGUUAUAGCUGUAGUGCCGCUCUGAUUACUUCCCAGUGGCUGGUGACAGCAGCCCAUUGUGUCCACUACCCGGAUAGGUAUUUCGUGAGAGCAGGUUCCGCAUCACCUGCCGAGGGAGGACAGGAAAGGAAUGUAGCCAGUAUUCUUCUACAUCCCAGCUUUAACCUACGCAUUCUGGACAACGACAUUGCCCUUUUGAUGGUGGACAAGGCUUUUAAAUUGGACUCUAACCUACAACUCCUAAAGCUUCCCAUACCCGGACUUAAUGUGGUUCCAAGGACUCUCUUGGUAGCCGGUUGGGGAACUGUACACGAAAACUCAACCUCUACGGAGCAGCAGCUACGUGGCACUCUGGUUAAUUUGAUUGAUGAAAGGCGGUGCAAGUAUCUCUAUUCGAGGAUUGGUCGUCCUGUCACGGAAAACAUGGUUUGCGCAGGUGCUCCAGGAAGAGACCAUUGCUAUGGCGACUCGGGAGCCCCCUUGGUUCAUCGUGGUAUCACCUACGGAAUCGUUUCCUUUGCCCAUGGCUGUGGUGAUCCACAUUUUCCCGGAGUCUAUACCAAAGUUUCCAAUUAUGUAUCGUGGAUCUUAAGUGUUUUAAAAUCUGAGAAAAAAUAAAGAUAAUCUAUUUCAAUUUCAAGCCGAUAAAUUCCUCUUCAAUUUCAGUGCAGAUUGAAGAAUCGUCAAACAUUUUUUACCUAUAAAUCGUUUAAGGUAUUUUGAAGGGGUAACUUUUG
Drosophila ananassae is the source of this 1001-nucleotide messenger RNA. RefSeq names its product trypsin beta. The coding region runs from base 115 to 882 and encodes 255 amino acids. The record is from RefSeq and is a predicted model, not a curated record. Gene Ontology annotation, molecular function: serine-type endopeptidase activity. The transcript has a single exon. NCBI's taxonomy places the organism in Eukaryota, Metazoa, Arthropoda, Insecta, Diptera, Drosophilidae. Gene Ontology annotation, biological process: proteolysis.